Molecule: messenger RNA, 2568 nt
Organism: Emiliania huxleyi CCMP1516
Lineage: Eukaryota; Haptophyta; Isochrysidales; Noelaerhabdaceae
Exons: 10
Coding region: 1-2568 (855 amino acids)
Source: RefSeq, a predicted model, not a curated record
AUGGUGCCUCGCGGCCCUCGCGGGGCUGAGCAAAUUUCUUCUUUCUCGGGCACCCCUCCCGGAAAUUUCCCCGUCGUCGAACUCUUUCGUGGCCUGUCGUGGCUGCCGUUUUCCAACCAGCGUCGCUGCGCCCGCGGCGCCACCUGGCUGAUGUGCGAGGCGCCCUCGAGCUCCGCCUUCGUGGCGGAGGCCGUCGCCAGCGCCUCGUCGCAACGAAACGGCGACAAGGACGGCAGCGGCGCCGCCGCGUCGAGCGCUCCGCCUGCCGUCGACGUCGAGCAGGAGAGUGCGUACCUCCUGAAUGACGGGCGGGUGGGUAUGGCUCUCAUCGGCGGCUCCAUCACGCUGCUCGCCCUCAUCGACGCCGCGCUCGUCGCCUGGCUCCCCUCCGCCGCCUGCGUGCGGCUCGGCGCCGUCGAGUCGAACGCCGUCUUGCUCGCCUUCACGGUGCAAACGGGCUCCGCGCUGGAGCAGCUGACGCGCAGGCCGCUGCCCUCGAUGCGCUGGACGUCUCGCUGCAUCGUUGCUGUCAAGCUCUGCGCCGCGGCGACCAACCUCGCCCUCUACCUCCUCCCGACGCCGUUUGUCGUCGACGCCGUCACGGGCCGGCCAAACUGCAUGCUGCGGUGGGGGGAGUGGGUCGUGCUCGCGGGGCUGAUGACCUUCGUGGUGGACGCGACGGACGCGACGCGCCUCCGCACGCCGCUCAUCACGGCCACCUCGCAGGCCCUCUCCACACUGUGCGGCCUGCUGCUCCCACUCGCCGGCGGGGGCGCCGCCUGGGCGGUCACUCUGGUCGCCUCCUUCCUCCUCUUCUCGUGCAUCGUGCUGCGGCUGUUCGAGCGCGAGGCGCGGCUGCGCGCGCUGUCGGAGCAGUGCAAGGCGGACUCGUACCAGCUCGCCAAGGCGCGCCUCGCCGCGUCGCUCAUGCGCCAGUGCGUCGUCUGUUGGUCGCUGCUGGUCGCCGUCUGGUGCGGCGACGCGCUCGCGCGUCUGCUCGGCGUCGCAUCCGAGGUGGACGUCGGCUUCGUCGCCGACGCCGCGAUCGACGUGCUUGCCAAGCAGCUGUACGCCUCCGCCAUCGAGGAAGGCGCCACGGCAGCGCCGCUGCUGCACGGCCUCGAGCGCGGCCGCGAGGCGGCCGAGCGGAUGGACUUUGUGUGGCGCGGCGCCGCCGACGUCAUCGUCGUGUCGCGGCGGCUGCGUGACGGGCUCGCGCAGCUAGAGCGCGAGGCGACCGCGGCGGCGGUGGAGCGGCAGAAGGACGAGGAGGCGAACCGCUUCUCACGGCACGAGGUCAAGAACGGCGUGCUCGCCGCGCUGUCGCAGCUCGACUCGAUCUCGGCCGAGAUGCGGCGCAAGGCCCUGGCGCGGGACGUGCUCCACGGCAACUACCUGCCGCGCACGGCGCCGUGCAAGAUCGAGCAGGCGCCCGGCCCGUUAGCGCUCGGCCUCGCCUGGCAGAUCAACGAGCGGUUCCCGCUCACCACGCACCCCUCGCCGCUCCCCGUGGUCGACAUCGACCAGCGUCUGCUCUGCCUCGUCCACCGCAACGCCCUCUCCAACGCCUGCAAGUACGGCCGCCACGGCGGCGUCGUCGCGACGGAGGCGUCGAGUCACGCACUAGUGGUCCUUGCGGGCGACCAGCUCACCAUCCGAGUCGUCAACGAGCCGGGCGAGCAGCACGAGAGCGUGCGGGGUCUGGACCCGGCGUCGGCGAUCGCGACCGCGCGGGUUUCCAAGGGGGACGGCGGCUGGGUGAUGGCCAAGUGCGCCGAGUGCAUGCUCGGCGAGUGCUCCAUCGCCUUCCGCGAGGCGGAGACGGAGUCCUUCCUCGACGAGGCCGACCUCUCUGCCGGCGUGACGGCGCUCGCGAUCGACGACUGCGACGCGGACGGCCACGUCUUGAGUCAGGCCGUCUUCGCGUCGCUCGGCAUCCCGGAGGAGAGCACCACGCUGAUCGGCACGACGGAUGAGGAGGUGAAGGGCGCGGCGGACACGAUCGUCGCCGCGGUCGAGGCGCUGCCCCCGGACGGCCGCCUCCUCCUCAUCGUCGACGAGAACCUGGACUUGGCCUUCCCCUCGUCCGAGACCGUCUCGGGGUCGUACGCCGCGCGGACGGCGCUCAACCGAAUGCCGCCGAGCGAGGAGGCGCGCGCCAUACCUCCAGAGUACCGAAUCCAGCGUGGGUUCAGGUGCUUUGGUGGUGUGGCGCCGUCAGAGCCGGACCGGCGCACCGUGCUGCGCACGUGGGUCACCCGCUUUGGGUGCGAGGCGGUGACGCGCAAGGGUGCGCCGGCGCGCAGCGCCGCCGACAGCGCGCAGCUGGACGAUGAGGACGAGAUGCGAGCGGCGGCGGCGGCGGAGCUGCGGCGGCUGGUGGCGCUGAUCGGCGCGGAGCGCGCCAGCGCGCUCGGUUCGAGCCGAGCCCUCGGCUGCUGCGGCGCCGACGAGCUCAUCCGGACCAUCGAGUCGCUGCGGUCGCGGGGGGAGCUCGAGGAGGCGGUGUGGAGCCUCAUCGAGCGGGGAUCGCUCGCCAUCGCACCGUCGCUCGUCCCCGGCACCUGA